Messenger RNA from Urocitellus parryii (Arctic ground squirrel), 1813 nucleotides. The record is from RefSeq and is a predicted model, not a curated record. NCBI's taxonomy places the organism in Eukaryota, Metazoa, Chordata, Mammalia, Rodentia, Sciuridae.
AUGGACRUUGAUGCUGGUGUCACGGUGACAGAUGUGGAGAAGUUAGAGUCCUUCCGACAUGUACCGUGGAAUAGAAAGGAGAAGGCAAGAGRAAGGAAGUGCCCGAUAGGUCGGUACAUUGGAUUUGACAWCUACAGGUUUAUACUACUUCUGGGGCAUGCUGGAGAUGGCUUUAGACAGGCUGGAAAGCACGAUGAAUGUGGGAGCGGACAGCACAACUGUGACGGGAAUGCCAUCUGCACCAACACGGUCCARGGACACAGCUGCACCUGCAAACCAGGCUACGUGGGCAACGGGACCAUCUGCAAAGCAUUCUGCGAGGAGGGCUGCAGAUAUGGUGGAACAUGUGUGGCUCCUAACAAAUGUGUCUGUCCACCUGGAUUCACAGGAAGCCACUGCGAGAAAGAUAUUGAUGAAUGUACAGAGGGGAUCAUUGAGUGCCACAACCAUUCCCGCUGCGUUAACCUGCCAGGGUGGUACCACUGUGAGUGCAGAAGMGGUUUUCAUGACGAUGGGACCUAUUCACUGUCCGGGGAGUCCUGUAUUGACAUUGAUGAGUGUGCCUUAAGAACUCACACCUGUUGGAAUGAUUCUGCCUGCAUUAACUUGGCGGGGGGCUUUGACUGCCUCUGUCCCUCUGGACCCUCCUGCUCUGGUGACUGCCCCCAUGAGGGAGGGCUGAAGCACAAUGGACAGGUGUGGACCCUGAAAGAAGACAGGUGUUCUGUCUGUUCCUGCAAGGACGGGAAGAUAUUCUGCCGACGGACAGCUUGUGAUUGCCAGAAUCCAAGUGUUGACCUUUUCUGUUGCCCAGAGUGCGACACCAGAGUCACAAGUCAAUGUUUAGAUCAAAAUGGACAUAAGCUGUAUCGAAGUGGAGACAAUUGGACCCACAGCUGCCAGCAGUGUCGGUGUCUGGAAGGAGAGGUAGAUUGCUGGCCACUCGCUUGCCCCAAUUUGAGCUGUGAAUACACAGCCAUGUUGGAAGGGGAGUGCUGUCCCCGCUGUGUCAGUGACCCCUGCCUGGCUGAUCACAUUGCCUAUGAUAUCAGGAAAACUUGCCUGGACAGCUACGGUGUUUCUAGACUCAGUGGUGCAGUAUGGACCAUGGCCGGAUCUCCCUGCACAACCUGUAAAUGCAAGAAUGGGAGAAUCUGCUGUUCUGUGGAUUUGGAGUGUCUUCAAAAUAACUGAAGUAUUUUAAAUGGACUCAUCACAGGAGAAAAAAUGGACAAAAUGAUCAUCCAACAUGAUGAAAAAUAAGAGUUGAUUUUUUUAACCACAAUUACCAAAGUCUCCAUUGGAGGAAGGUGUUUGGGGGUCGCCUCGUAGACCUGCCACUUUGCUCAUUCUUGCUAACCUAGUCUAGGUGACCUACAGUGCAGUGCAUUUAAGUCUAUGGUUGUUAAGAGAAGUCCCCGGUGUUGUAAAUCACAUUUCCCUUAUCAGAUCAUUUGCAAACACAUUUAAAUGAUCUCAUGGUAAAUGUUGAUGUAUUUUUUGAUUUAUUUUGUGUACUAACAUAAUAGAGACUCAGCACCAUUUAUUUAUUUAUUUUUCUUGAUUUUUGGAUCAAAUUCUAAAAAAAAAAAAUAAAGUUGCCUGUUGUGAUAUUGUCCCAUCCACUGUAUACUGUGAAAUGUAUUGAAAAAAAUAUCUAUGUGGAGUYCAAUUGCAUCAUACUUAUAUUUCAAACUGUUGAACAGAAUUAGAGACCCACUCAUCCAGCUUAAGCAUGCCCAAGGCAAUUUUGAUACCUUAAAGUGGGGAAGGACUCCAAMCACAAUUCAAUAGUUAUUUAGAAAAGGACUCU